CUGCCUCCUGGGUCUGGACGGCCCAGACCUGCUUAGAGCACUGGAGGGAAGGCUGCGUGGAAGAGUAGGUCCGGCUGCUCAAGGCCCUGGAACCCCAGUGGCCGGAGGGUGGCAAUGGAUCUGCACUUCCGCAAUGGCGGCAAGCUUGGUAAAGCUGCAGCCGCCAAGGCAACCACCAACAUCCUGCGUUCGGGAAAAAAGUGUAGCACAAGCCCACAGAAACCUAAGACUCCGGAGAUUGGAGCGGCUCACGUAUUGGAACUGCCUCUUGGGGUCAAGCUGCCCGUUUUCCCUGGAAUGACCAAUGUGUUAUAUAGGACACACAUAAGUGAGAAGCUAUACCAGCCUUUUUGGGGGUUUAACCUUACUGAUCCAUACUGUCAACUUAUGGAAACCACCUACAACAACCUCCACGAUCCACACUUAAAAUCAUACUACCACCGGAACAGCAUGCUGACAACAUUAAGGAGAGGCGGGUUCAUCACUAGCAAUAACAAUGUAAUAUGCUCCUUGAGUGAAUUUAAUAAAUAUAGGCAGUAUCUAACCAGGUUAAAAAUAGAUACUGAAAGAGAAUAUAAAAAACAACAUAAUUCAGCUGUGAAUCCAUCAAGACCUGGGAUUUGCUAUGCUGGUCAUAAAGUUCAUGACAACUGCGAUGCUGCCAAAUUGCAACAAUAUCCACUACGAAAAGAAGCACAGGCAGCUGCAAAUCAAGAGCUGGUGAUGAACCGCGGGUACUUAGAUAGGAUCAGAAAGGAAAUGAAGAUUGAAGACAGAACAGAAUACCAAAGACUGUUCUGUAUUCAAAAAGAAGAUAGAAUGUGUAAGGACCACCAUGCAAGAAGACUUCACUUAUGCGGGAAAAUUGAAGAGGAAUGGAAAGAUAAAGAAAAGUUCCUUCUCACAAAGCUUGGAGAAGAAGCAGCAAGAGACAUGACCAUUGAGCAGUGUGAGAGAAUCAGAGAAAAGACUGCUCAAAAGAGACAAGCAUAUCUAGAGAAAAAAAUACAUAUCAUUUACCAAAAAUGCGUAAAAAUGGCCAUGAAGAAGAAUCAGAAGGAAGAACCUGUAAGAAAAAAGGCCAAGAUGAAGCAGGGUCUCUUUACUUUCCUAAAACUAAUAACAAGAUUUGUGCUUGUGCUCAAAAAUUAUCACCCUUAUUACCCUGUAAGCAGGAUGUACAAAAUAACGCAGCAGAACAAAAGAAUUAUAAAGAAAAAAGCAAAACAUCAGAUACCCUAAAAAAUGCAGGAAUGAAAAGUGCCUUCCCUCACUUUGAAGUUGCUCCUCUGAAAACAAAUGGCACUGAACCAUCUCAAUUAUGUACGCCAGAGCAAGCAGCAAGGGACACUUCUUUAUUAUGAGAUGUGAACAAAACCAAAAAAAUCAUUUGUGCUGAUUUGAAUGAUAAGAAGACUAAGAUAUCGAGCGGCAAAUAUGAC
Messenger RNA from Octodon degus (degu), 1442 nucleotides. Its product is annotated as fibrous sheath-interacting protein 2-like. NCBI's taxonomy places the organism in Eukaryota, Metazoa, Chordata, Mammalia, Rodentia, Octodontidae. The record is from RefSeq and is a predicted model, not a curated record. The transcript is spliced from 13 exons. The coding region runs from base 115 to 1242 and encodes 375 amino acids.